UUGUGGGAUUGGAAGCUAUUGACAUAGCGACAGGAGAGCUGGUAGAAAAACAGUCUUUUUCCUAUUUUUAUCCAUAGCUUUGGGGAAAUUAUCAUUCCAACAGCUGCUAUGAACGCGUCAGUGGCCAAAAAGACCCAAGACACUUUGGGGAAAGUGAUAAAGAAACCGCCGCUUACUGAAAAACUGCUCACCAAACCCCCGUUUCGAUACCUGCACGACAUAUUCAGUGAGGUGAUCCGGACCACUGGCUUCAUGAAGGGACUCUAUGUAGACACAGAGAUGAAGUCAGACAAUGUGAAGGAUAAGGAUGCUAAGAUGGCGUUCCUGCAGAAGGCCAUGGAUGUGGUAAUGCUGGUGAGCGGCGAGCCCCUGUCGGCCAAGCCGGCACGCAUCGUAGCCGGCCACGAGCCCGAGAAGACCAAUGAGCUGCUGCAGGCUAUAGCCAAGUGCUGCCUCAACAAGCUGUCCAGUGAGGAGGCAGUGAAGCGGGUGCUGGCGGGGGACAAGCUGGACCCCAAAGGGAAGGCCAGCACCUCCCGUUCCCAGGACAAGGAGAACCGGGAGGGACGAGAGUUCCACAGAGACCGAGAGGAGAGGAAGGAGAUACGAGAGCACAGCGUCGGUGGAGGCCGGGAGCAGAAGGACCUGGACCAGCCCAAAGAGCAGGAGGACAGGCGGGGCAACAAGGAGAAGGAGCCCCACCGCGAGGGAGAGAGGUCAGAGAAGGCCCGCGAACGAGACCGGACCAAAGACCGCGACAAGGACAAGAGCCGGGACCGAGAGAGGGACAAAGACAAGAGAAGAGAGAAAGACAGGGAACGAGACAAGGAGAGGGAGAAGGACCGAGACGGCGAGAAGAGCAAAGACAAGGAGACACACAGAGCGAGAGACCGUUAUAGGGAGGAAGAUGGAGACAGGGAUAAACGGCGAGACAAGGGAGAAAGGGAGAAGGCGAGAGAGACCAGACACAAACAGGGGGAGGAGAAGACCAAAGUGCCAGAGAAAGGCGACAAAAAGGCCAGAGUGUCAGAGGGGUCAAAACACCGACCACAUCCAGAGGAGCCCAGUAAAACGACCAAACCUGAACCAGUGGUCGCAGAAGUCACAGACAAGCAGUCUGACAGUCCAGCCAGAAUACCCCGGCCUUCAUCUGCUAAGGGGCAGAGGCGCAUGCCCAAAGCAGGAGUCCCACAAGAAGAGUCUGAUGGAGAAGGAGAUGGAGACACUCCGUUGGCAGAGAGGCCGGUCCCCCUGGAGAACGGCGAUGCCACAGACGCAGUGCCAGCCCACAUGGCCCACAGCAACCGAAGGAUACCUCGGCCCAACAGCGCACGGCCCGCCCCUCCUCGGUUCAAGAGGCAGGAGAGCUAUGCUGACGUGACCCCAGCCGAAAGGCUGACCAGUGCCAAGCCCCCGGCGGCUGUCAUCAUGGAGGGGAAGAAGCUCUCUGAGGAUGAGGAGGAUGAAGAUGAGCAGUUUGUGGUGGAGGAGGCUGCCCCUCCUCCCCCCGACAUGCCCGACAUGGAGAUGGACCCUUCAGUGGGACUUCAAGGCGAUGAGAAGCAUGGUGGGCUGGUGAAAAAAAUCCUUGAAACCAAGAAAGACUUUGAAACAUCAUCAUCUCCAAAGGCCAAAGACCAGACGCAAAGCCUGGUGUCGGAGGCGGCCAGGAAGAAGGAGAGGGAGCUGGUGUCCAGGGAGAUCGAACGGCUGCGCUCGUCCAUCCAGACGGUGUGCCGCAGCGCCCUGCCCCUGGGCAAGAUCAUGGACUACAUCCAGGAGGACAUGGACGCCAUGCAGAACGAGCUGCACACCUGGAGGAGGGAGAACAAGGAGCAUGCGCAGGCCCUGCUGCAGGAACAGAGAGUGACGGACAACGCCGUGGAGCCUCUGAAGGCCGAGCUAGCCGAGCUGGAGCAGCUGAUCAAGGAGCAGCAGGACAGGAUCUGCGCUGUCAAGUCCAACGUCCUGAAGAACGAGGAUAAGAUCCAGAAGAUGGUGACCAGCAUCAACUUCUCCUCGCGAACAUGAGGGGGAGCCAAGGUCCAAAUAAAGGGGUUCGCUCCCUUAAAAAAAAUAAGUGUUUGGGUGAGCCUGGGUUCUUACUUAGUCUGGUAACAUCCGAAAUGAUAGAGGAGGCCUCAGCUGCACUUUCAUUCCUUGUCAUCAAUGUUCCCUCUAAACGUGCGCGUGUGCGUGGGCGCGCACUUCCUCCAGGACUGCAGUGCAGAAGAAAAUGCCAUGCUGCGCAGAGACUGCAAGAGAUUGAACUUCACUGAGUUCACCCCAUUAGUUUGCACUAUAUAGAUCAAAGCUUUUUCUGUGAUCGAAUCAACAUCAUAUCAGCCCCUUUUCAAUGCAACAAACCAAAACAAAUCUAACUUUGCAAGAUUGAGUCUGUGAUUUUGCUGUAGGCAGAGCCAGAGCGCAACGGAGUAGAAUUCUAUUGGCGGGGUAGCCCACGAGCAGUCUUUCAAUCACCUAUGAGUCAAUGUGGGCAGCGUAGCCUAGUGGCUAGAGCGUUGGACUUGUAACCCAAAGGUUGCAAGUUCGAAUCCCCGAGCUGACAAGGUACAAAUCUGUCGUUCUGCCCCUGCCCCUGAACACCCUGAUAGGCCGUCAUUGAAAAUAAGAAUUUGUUCUUAACUGACUUGCCUAGUUAAAUAAAGGUAAUAAAAAUAAAUGCGCAGAUCAGCGCAGAGCGCGUGCACAUUUUAUAUAUUAUUCUUUGUUAGUAAUCAAGUUAUUAGCCCAGGGUUGUUAGUCAGCCAUGGGUUGUUACUGCUUCCUACAAGAGCACAAAAUAUGUAGGAUACAUUUCAAGCUGUCUUUGAAAAGCCAGUCAGGUAAAAAGCUAAAACUUAAAGGGGCGGUAUUGUAUUUUGAGACGGGCUUGAAUAUGCAAAUAAGCCAAUAUGCUGUAUGGUAAUAAUAAUUAGUUGUAUUUUAUAAAGUGUUUCUUGCAUCAUACAACGCAAUACAAUGCAAUUUACAAUCACCUAUUUGGCCCAUGGUGUUACAGACCAAGUAAAAAAUGAUUAAUUAAUAUCAAGCCCUUUAUAAUGUUUUUUUUAAGUAUCAUGCAAUUUAGGCCUGCAUAGAACACCAUAUAUAGUCUACUGUAGGCUAUAACAUUGAAAUCAAAAGCUAUUUCCAUGUGAAAAUGUUAUGGGAUUUGCUCCAUUGGUUUUGUUGGUAGGCCUACAUUAUGCUCAAAUAGCCACAAUAGCCAUUGGCUACUGUCUAAAACUGUAAGGGUACAGCCUCAGUGUUCACUGUAAAUGUGCGCCGAAAGUUGCACAGAAUUCUCACAAUGCUCAAGUUUCCGCUCACAAAACCAAAAAUUUGCUCAGUGCCCCCAAGAAAUUGAGGAAACGUUGGUUGUCAUGUCAUGAUGAGAAAAAACGCCCCGCUUUUAUCACCCCCUCUCUUUUCAUGGUGCCUUUGUGGAACACACACACACACACUAACUGACUGGUUAUGUAGAGGCUAGAGAAAGUUUGGACACCUGUGCUAGAGAAAAUAGUAAAAAAUAAAGAAAAACCCUUGAAUGAGUAGGUGUCCAAACUUUUGACUGGUACUGUAUAUAAAAAAAAUCCACAUCCAACCAUAUACAUUUGAUACACACGUGUAAUAUUUAAAUAUGUCUGUCAAUUAACAAUUCUGCUGUUCUUCAAAGCCUCUAAAAAGCAAUAGAUCCGAGGUGUGUUUAACGGCUAGGCAGACGCGAGUAGGAGAAGACAUGUUCCUCCUGGCAACCACUAGCCGUCGGCAAGACAGCAGGGCUCUAUGCUGACCUUAUUUUAUUUUUACAGGGAGCACGUGUGCACCUAAGUUGAAAAAUGUAGGCACACACAAAGAAAUUUAGCAGCACAAUGAAAAAUAUUUGAGAUAUUAAAGCUAGAAUCCUUCAUUUUUCUAGGUGUACUGGUGCUCCUAAAUACAAAUUCCAGGUUGCACAGCAAAACAUUUAGGCUGACAUAAUUAGUUAUGUUUUUAGGAUGCCGAUUUUAAAAUUCUGUAGAUAAUGUUCCCAAAUUGCAUGUGAAAACUUAUUGUGCUGUUUGUGAUUUGGGAGUUCAAAACUUGAUCGUUCUUUCAUCUGAAUUGGUUUUCAGAAAAACUUAUAACCAAUCUAUCCCAAAUGACAUGUUUUAUGGAGUUUAAUUUACAUAUUUUUAUAAAUAUAUUUUUUUUAAAUCUAAAUGAUUUAUAAGAUGAAGCAAUACUAAGGUGGUGAAAUUGCCCUACAAUAUAAACCACAUGGUUAAUAAAUGUAGAAAAAAGUGGACCACAGUUCAAUUCCCUAACAACCUCACAAUUUAUAGUGACAUGUUUAUUUGUCCAUGCUGAAAAUAACACUUUUUCGCAACACUUGUUUCACUUCCAAAGCAAAAAUGGUUACUUAAAUUGGAUGGAGAUCCAAACUGUACACUUCUAACAUUUACGUAGUUAGAUAUUUAACUUCUUACGCAAGUGGAAACAAGUAAUACUGUGUACAGAUUUUAAUCCAUAUUUUAUUAUAGCAGGAUUAUUAGCUAGUAGGGUCGGGCGGUAUCCAGAUUUUCAUAUCCUCAUGCCGUCCUUCUCUCAUCCCGGGAUUUAUGCUAUUACCGGUUUAAUACACAAGGGGGUGCCAAAAUACACAGAAAAAGCACAUUGGGCAUCUACCAGAAUGCUAACAAAAUUUGUGCAAGUAAUAGCUCAUUUUCAUGGAGGCUGCUAGCUAAAUAUGCUAAGGAAUGCAAAUACAAAUGAACUAAUUGCAAAGACAAACAAUCCAGCUGAUGAAGUUAUACAUAUAUACGGUUGAAGUCGGAAGUUUACAUACACCUCAGCCAAAUGCAUUUAAACUCAGUUUUUCACAAUUCCUGACAUUUAAUCCUAAACAUUCCCUGUCUUAGGUCAGUUAGGAUCACCACUUUAUGAAUGUGAAAUGUCAGAAUAAUAGUAAAGAGAAUGCUUUUAUUUCUUUCAUCACAUUCCCAGUGGGUCAGAAGUUUACAUACACUCAAUUAGUAUUUGGUAGCAUUGCCUUUAAAUUGUUUAACUUGGGUCAAACGUUUUGGGUAGCCUUCCACAAGCGUCCCACAAUAAGUUGGGGGAAUUCUGGCCCAUUCCUCCUGGCAGAGCUGGUGUAACUGAGUCAGGUUUGUAGGCCUCCUUGCUCUCACAUGCUUUUUCACUUCUGCCCACAAAUGUUCUAUAGGUUUGAGGUCAGGGCUUUGUGAUGGCCACUCCAAUACCUUGACUUUGUUGUCCUUAAGCCAUUUUUCCACAACUUUGGAAGAAUGCUUGGGGUCAUUGUACAUUUGGGAGACCCAUUUGCGACCAAGCUUUAACUUCCUGACUGAUGUCUUGAGAUGUUGCUUCAAUAUUUCCACAUCAUUUUCCUCCCUCAUGAUGCCAUCUAUUUUGUGAAGUGCACCAGUCCCUCCUGCAGCAAAGCACCCCCACAACAUGAUGCCACCCCCAUGCUUCACGGUUGGGAUGGUGUUCUUCGGCUUGCAAGCCUCCCCCUUUUUCCUCCAAACAAAACGAUGGCCAUUAUGGCCAAACAGUUCUAUUUGAUUCAUCAGACCAGAGGACAUUUCUCCAAAAAGUACGAUUUUUGUCCCCAUGUGCAGUUGCAAACUGUAGUCUGGCUUUUUUUAUGGUGGUUUUGGAGCAGUGGCUUUUCCUUGCUGAGCGGCCUUUUAGGUUAUGUCUAUAGGACUCGGUUUACUGUGGAUAUAGAUACUUUUGUACCUGUUUCCUCCAGCAUCUUCACAAGGUCCUUUGCUGUUGUUCUGGGAUUGAUUUGCAAACCAAAGUAUGUUGAUCUCUAGGAGACAACGCGUCUCCUUCCUGAGCGGUAUGACAGCUGUGUGGUCCCAUGGUGUUUAUCCUUGCGUACUAUUGUUUGUACAGAUGAACGUGGUACCUUCAGGUGUUUGGAAAUUGCUUCCAAGGUUGAACCAGACUUGUGGAGGUCUCCAAUUUAUUUUCUGAUAUCUUGUCCGAUUUCUUUUGAUUUUCAGGCGAAGAGGCACUGAGUUUGAAGGUAGGUCUUGAAAUACAUCCACAGGUACACCUCCAAUUGACAAAAAUUCUGUCAAUUAGCCGAUCAGAAUCUUCUAAAAGCCAUGACAUCAUAUCUGGAAUUUUCCAAGCUGUUUAAAGGCACAGUCAACUUAGUGUAUGUAAACUUCUGACCCACUGGAAUGGUGAUACAGUGAAAUAAUCUGUCUAUAAACAAAUGUUGAAAAAAAUUACUUUUAUCAUGCACAAAGCAGAUGUCCUAACCGACUUGCCAAAACUAUAGUUUGUUAACAAUACAUUUGUGGAGUGGUUGAAAACGCAUUUUAAUGACUCCAACCUAAGUGUAUGUAAACUUCUGACUUCAUCUGUAUAUAUAUAUAUAAUGUGUGUGUGUAUUUAAAAAUGUAUAUAUAAAAAUGCUUUGAAAAAUGUCAAAUAAAUAGUUUAAUUGGUAUUGAAAAACCAUCCCAUGGCUAUUUCCAAAUACUCCGAUACCGCCCAAGCCUAACAUUAGAAUGCAAAAGUAACACUUUAAAAUAAGUUGCUCUUAAACCUGUGUAGUAACGCUGUAAUGACUUAAGUAACAGCAUCAGGGUAUUCUAACAUAGUGCUUGAGCAAUUUAAUCUGAAGUGUUACUCAAAAUUCAAAAGGCACUCUCACAUCUGAGCGAUCUUUUUUUGCAGGUGCAUGGUAACAGUUGGACAAGAGGAGGGAAAAUCCUCUCGUUCUCUCAAACAGAGAAUCAGUGAACAUAAAGUCAAUCAGGAGAAACGACAGGGAUUAUCCUGUCGCUGUACAUUUUAAUGACCUAAAACAUGACAUUUAUACCUUUUUUAGAUUUUGUGGCGUAGAGAAAAUUAAGAUAUCAGACAGGGGUGAUAUAAUACUCUGAGUAAAAUAUAUUGUUUUUGGAUUUUCACAGACAUUAUUUCCUUAAGAUCUUAAUGAUGAAAUGCUUAUGUAUGUUAUGUUGUGAAUUUUAAUAUGAAUUAUGUCCCUAUUUCAGAUUACUCAGAUUACGUUUUUCUUAAAAUGUACCCAAUGAUUUAUGAAAACUUGCUCGGUAGGAAGAUGUCCUCGUUGUGGUUUUACAGACAUGUUAUUUACACACUUUAUUUGAAUAUUUAUGAAAUGCAUAUUGUUAUAUUUGGUAGCACUUAUUUGUUUUUCCUUCGCCUCCAACCCCUUUCGAUGCGUGGAACGGAUGUAGGUGGGGCUAGGUUUACAUAAGGGUGCUCAUUUUUUUUAAAUUCAAAGCUCUGACGUAGACCGUGAGGCCGAUACGGAAGCUUAUUAAAGAUCAGUGAUACUAUGAAGAGCAGUGUGCAAUCUAAAGUGUUAUUAAAAUAAUAUACUGUACAAGAAAUAGUUUUUACUGAAUGUCCUGUAAAGCAAGGGCCCAUUUCUGAACUCUUAUUUCUUUAAAUUAGUUAUUUCCAUAUAUUUUUAAGAAAUGACUAUUUACGUUAAACUAUUUGUACCAUUCCCACAGUUGCUCUUUUAGCUGUAUAUUAUGUCUAUCAUAGUUCACAAAUUAGUAUAAUUUUGUAGUGAUGUGAAAUAAAUGGUUACAUUUAAAUAAAAUAACUUUGUCCUUUU
Salvelinus fontinalis (brook trout) is the source of this 7621-nucleotide messenger RNA. Its product is annotated as TRAF3-interacting protein 1-like. The coding region runs from base 109 to 2031 and encodes 640 amino acids. The transcript is spliced from 16 exons. Gene Ontology annotation, molecular function: microtubule binding. Gene Ontology annotation, biological process: regulation of microtubule cytoskeleton organization; intraciliary transport; cilium assembly. Lineage: Eukaryota; Metazoa; Chordata; Actinopteri; Salmoniformes; Salmonidae. The record is from RefSeq and is a predicted model, not a curated record. Gene Ontology annotation, cellular component: intraciliary transport particle B; axoneme; ciliary basal body.